UACUAAUAUUUAUUUAUUGUUUCACAACAGGUGUGCUAGAUGAUGAAUGACAUUGUAGCUAUAUGGGACGUGGCGUUGAGUGAUGGCGUACAUAAAGUAGAAUUUGAACAUGGCACCACGUCAGGAAAACGAGUUAUACAUGUAGAUGGCAAGGAAAUAAUCAGGAAAAACUGGAUGUUUAAGCUAGUGGGUCGUGAGAUUUUUAACAUUGGUAAAGCAAAAGUCAAGGCUGCGAUUAACAUUGAUGCUGUCAGUGGAUUUGCAUACGAAUACACAUUAGAGGUCAAAGGUAAAAGUCUUAAAAAAUUUACAGAACAAAGAUCAAAGACGGCGAAGACGUGGUCAUUACUAUUAGACGGCAUAGACACGAGGAUUGUAUUAGAAAAAGACACAAUGGAUGUAUGGUGUAAUGGUGAAACACUACAGACAGCU
Saccoglossus kowalevskii is the source of this 432-nucleotide messenger RNA. Its product is annotated as fas apoptotic inhibitory molecule 1-like. Lineage: Eukaryota; Metazoa; Hemichordata; Enteropneusta; Harrimaniidae. Gene Ontology annotation, biological process: negative regulation of extrinsic apoptotic signaling pathway via death domain receptors. The record is from RefSeq and is a predicted model, not a curated record.